Molecule: messenger RNA, 342 nt
Organism: Hyphopichia burtonii NRRL Y-1933
Lineage: Eukaryota; Fungi; Ascomycota; Pichiomycetes; Serinales; Debaryomycetaceae
Gene: STE18
Product: Ste18p
Exons: 1
Coding region: 1-342 (113 amino acids)
Biological process (GO): G protein-coupled receptor signaling pathway
Cellular component (GO): heterotrimeric G-protein complex
Molecular function (GO): G-protein beta-subunit binding
Source: RefSeq, a predicted model, not a curated record
AUGUCAGAUUCUCAAGCCCAAGCCUACGGGAAAGCUAACCAGCCCGCUCAAACUCUUCAACAAUCGCCUCAGCAGCAGAAAAUUGCCAAUAAAAUAUUGGAAAUCAAGUAUAACCGUAUUGAAGAAUUGAAUAACCGGUUAAAACAAAGCUUACAAAAGGAACGGAUCCCAGCUUCUUCUGUAUCGUUGUUGAUAAUCAACAACACCCAAACGGUGCCUGAUUAUUUGAUUCCGUAUCUUUGGAAAUUGGAUCCAAAGCUCAGUAAAUUUCGCCAGUAUCAACAACUUAAGGAGUCAAGAGCUGAAAAAGAGGUGAACGUUGGUUGCUGUACCAUUGUCUAG